AAAUUUCGCGGAUAUCAGAUCAAUGGCUGGAUCUAGUGAUCAAGUUGUGCCGUACAGUGCCAGUUGGUUUUGGGGUUGGUUUUCAUGGUCUCCAAUGUCAUCCACACUCCUAAGGACAGCUGAGAAAAAGAUUUUAUCUUGUUUAAAAACACCGUACCGCGGCUGGUAUGUGGACAUUGGAUCUGUUGUGGGGAAGUCAGAUAAAAUUUGGACAAUAUCUCUGAACACGGAGUCAAAGAAAACCCCUAUUGUUUUGUUGCAUGGUCUGGGAGGAGGUGUCGCAAUCUGGUGUUUGAAUUUAGAUGCCUUGGCUGCUACUCGACCUGUUUACGCCAUAGAUCUUCUCGGUUUUGGCAGGAGCUCAAGGCCAACCUUCAGUUCAAAUGCUGAAGUAGCAGAAACACAGUUAGUCAACUCUGUAGAAGAAUGGAGACAGGAAAUGGGCCUGGAAAAAAUAAUCCUUCUCGGACACAGUUUAGGUGGUUUUCUGGCAACAUCCUACGCGAUAAAACAUCCUGACAAUGUGAAACACCUGAUUCUAGCAGACCCAUGGGGAUUUCCUGAAAAACCCAAAGAUCCUCCAAAGUGGAAUGCUCCUCUCUGGGCUAGAGCGAUUGCCUCUAUGGUGCAACCUUUGAAUCCUCUUUGGGCAGUUCGCUUUGCAGGACCCUUUGGUCCAUGGUUGAUUCAGAAAGUACGCCCUGAUCUUAGCCGAAAGUUUGCUCCUAUUCUAGAAGAUGAGGAUACUAGUGUUGUCAGCUCUUAUAUCUUUCAGUGUAAUGCUCAAAGUCCUACUGGGGAGAGCGCUUUUCACACUAUGAUGGAUGGUUUUGGGUGGGCGAAGAACCCAAUGAUCAGAAGAGUAGAUGACCUGAAAGAGAGCGUGCCGAUCACAUUACUGUAUGGCUCCCGGUCUUGGGUUGAUAAAUCUCCCGGUGAGAAGAUACGUGAAAAUCGUAGCAAAGAUGCCUAUGUUGAUAUACAAAUGGUGCAAGGAGCCGGCCACCACGUUUAUGCUGAUAAAUACGAGCUGUUCAACAAGUACGUCAUUGAGGCUUGUCAGAAAGUGGACGAAUCCGAUGAUUCGUGAGAUCCAAAUCACAAACCUUUCUCUCUCUCAUUGACAGAUCAUUCUUGGUUGUGUACUAGAAGGUCGAAAAAUCACAUCAUUUGAUAUCUACUUAUUCUUCUUCACUAGUAGGUUUUACAUUAACUGGACUACAUUUUGCAACAAGGAACUACAAUUUCUGGCUAUUUUCACAAACAAUUUAUUUCCCAUCAGUUCCUCCAUACAGAUAGGUGCUUUUUUGGAUGAGCUAGAAAUAGUAAUUCCUUAUUGCAAAAUGCGGUCCAACUGUUUGCAACUGUAAUGCACUUUAAAAUGGACUCCAUUUUGCAAUAAGGAAGUAUUGUUUCUGGUUCAUCUCAGAAACAACAUAUGUGCGAUGUGCUAUCAGUUUCUGUAUGCAGAUAAUUGCUUUUAUCAGAACCAGGAAUAAUAGUUCCUUAUUACAGAAUGCAGUCCCAAUGAAGCUAUGGAAAUUCAGUGCAAGCAAUUCUAAUCAUAUAGGACUUCUAGUGUGAGUUUUUAUUAUUCCUUUUUUUUUGUGUAAAUUUAUAUUUCCUGCAAAGAUGGUAGUUUUAAACUCGGCAAUCAAGGCUUUGAAUGCUUCUAGCAAGCUGAUCUGCAACAUUUUUUGAUAAUGCCAUUAGCCGACUCUGUAGUGAGCUAUCAAAAAACCUUUUUUUAAUUCAUGUUUGAAAAUACUACAAUAAUUUAACUUAUCUCUGUAACUCAAUCAGAGUUAGUGACUUGAAACAGAAACUGAUCAGAAUGCUGGAUGUUUUAUAGUGGGAGUUUUAUUAUUUAAAAUUGGGAAUGGAUCAUCAGUCAGAAAAAUUAAUGCAUUGCUAUGCAACAGAGGGUUAAAUCAUGCUCAAAAUUUGACAUACUCCUCAGGAGGUAACAUCUACAGCUCUAAAUGUCAGAUCAGACUUAUAGAAAUGUAGCAAACUUUUACGACAAUAAUUAUAACAAAGAUACACCGAGUGAAACUUUUGGAAAAUCACAUUCUAUGAAAGCGAAAAGGUAAAUCAUCACCUUUUCAGAUGGAAUUGAUAUUUUUCAGACUUUUGCACCAAAAGUUUUAAGAAUUAAUUUUAUGCAAUAGUGUCAAAUGUUCAAUGAGCUUGUUCAGAGUUCAAAUUAAAUUUUACUUGUUUUCAAUUAAUUUUUUUGUUUCAAUUUUAAAGUAUCGCAUUUUUGAAAAUUAGUGCGUGUACUUAGUUCACACGCAUUUUCCUAGAUAUUUUUGAACUUUAGGAACCCACAGAAAACAAAAUCAAAGCUCUGUAUUCUGACCUACUAUUUCAACGGGAACUGUAGAGAAAACCAAAAUGGCAUUCAAGAUUAUUCCUCUAGCUGCAGGUAUAAUUUUGACCAUGUGCCCUUCUGCUGCACGCACAAUUUUGACUGUACGACUCCUUUGCAGGGAUGAAUGGCCCGUACAGCUGUUAUCAAAGCACGACUACACAGACCGGCACAAAAGAGUAACAGAGGGGUUGCACAGUCUAAAGUGUACCUGUUGCUGUUGCCUUCCUGGUCCUCUAAACAAUGGGCGUUUGAAUAAGAGUUCAUAGUAUCUAACUUUGAAAUCGGUUUUAUAGGUUGAAAAAUCCUGAAAAAUGUGUGUGCUUUAUGUGCAUUCUCUAAUUUUCAAAAAUGUACCACAUAACCAAAAAUUACUGAACAAGCUCAUUUUACUAUUGUCGCAUCAAGACUCCUUUUCCUGUGGUACAUCACAAUUUGAGUAUUCACAUUAUGGAACUAAGUCAAGUCUCUUUGUCAUUGAAAAUGAAAUACAGAAGCUGUGAAUUUUUAUUAUGUCAAGUAUUUCGCUCUCAGGGUAUUAUUUGUAGUGAAAACUGAACCCACCCAUAUGCCUGUUUUGAAGGUUGCGCUAGCUCAGUCUUUUUUGAAAUGCCUCAUAAAUAGUCCAAAUUUUAAAUCCAAACUUUUUUAUCCUUUUUUAACCCUUUCUUUCAUGUUUACUUUUGUCAUUUCCAUUGAAAAUUGAAUCCUUUUGCACACAGCCCCUCUUUUAUGGACAAAUAACCCAGUUCUUCAUUUUUAAUGCCCCUGUUUAUUCAAAUUUAAUGGUAUUUUGAUCUUGAUCACACAUAGUCUUUUUUUAUUCAAUGGCUGAAUUUUUGCAACGUGAAUGGAAGCUCUCAGAGUUGCAAUAGAAUAAAACGUGUGUUCGUGUUGUUAAGAUGGUGCAAAAACUCAUUUGAUUAUAUUGUUUAUUUGUGUUAGUAGAUUUUAUUUUAUUUUAUUGCGGUAGGCUAAGUUGGUUUUCUUUCUGUGUUGCCCUCCCAAAAAGUAAUCAAGUACUGUGAUUCAAAGCAGAGUUGUUGAAUGAUCUGUAAUUCAUUGCGCGUUAAGGUUAUUUCAUAAGGCAGGAAAAAUUGCACGAUCCCAGUAAUAUUUUAUCAGCAACUCUGGAACCGUCUAUUUUGACCGAUUAAAAUUUUAUUUCUGUUGAUUUUUUCAUUUUGUUAAAGUUAUUAUUGGCGUUCCUUGUGGAAUAAGAGUUUUUACCUUCUACCAUAGGAAGUUUUUGUAAAAUAAAAAACAAAUUGGAAGCUCUGUAUUUGGAACAAAAGACUAAAUUCUAUGAUGUAAUGUUAAUUAAUACCAAUGAAUGUCGAGCAAUAAACUCCAGUACAACUGCAUAAAA
This is a messenger RNA of Bemisia tabaci, 3740 nucleotides long. RefSeq names its product pummelig (gene puml). Gene Ontology annotation, molecular function: carboxylic ester hydrolase activity; lysophosphatidic acid acyltransferase activity. Lineage: Eukaryota; Metazoa; Arthropoda; Insecta; Hemiptera; Aleyrodidae. Gene Ontology annotation, cellular component: mitochondrion; lipid droplet. The record is from RefSeq and is a predicted model, not a curated record. Gene Ontology annotation, biological process: phosphatidic acid biosynthetic process; lipid homeostasis.